Messenger RNA from Opisthocomus hoazin, 1797 nucleotides. It is a transcript of the gene SGO1, whose product is annotated as shugoshin 1. Gene Ontology annotation, cellular component: nucleus; chromosome, centromeric region. Lineage: Eukaryota; Metazoa; Chordata; Aves; Opisthocomiformes; Opisthocomidae. The record is from RefSeq and is a predicted model, not a curated record. Gene Ontology annotation, biological process: meiotic chromosome segregation.
AUGGCUGAAUACUUGAAAAAGCCCUUCAGAGACAGUCUGAGAGACAUAAAAGAACGAAUGAGAGAGAAAAGAAAUCAGAAAUGGACCAGAAUGGGUAAAAUUAGCCAGAACUCCACUGUAAAGUGCAAAAUAGCAACCAACAGCUCCAUGCAAAUGAAGAGCAUCCAAGCGAACAACAGAGCUCUAGCUCAGGCUUUGCAAGAAGAAAAGGUCAAACUGAGGGAUGCCCAGGCUACCAUUCUUCACUUACACAAAGAGUAUCAAGACCUUAAGGUUCAGAUGUUCGAUUUGCAAAGAAAUCUUGGGCUCAAGCAAGCACAAGGACUUGUUGAGAAUCGACUGGCGGCCUUGAAUGAGAUAAUUUCAAAAAUUUCUCAGAAUUUACUGGACACAAUUGAUCUCCUUGGCCCAGCAAAGAAUUUGUGUUCCAUAAGUGCGAAUCAGAGAGUGCUUUCUUCAGUUCUUCAAAAUAGUUCCAAUGUCUUAGGACAAAUAUGUUCAGUAGAUGAUCGAGUACUACCAAGUGGGAUGGAGGCUGAUAGUGAUAGAAAUGAGCUGGCUCAUUCUGUGUCAGAGAUCUGUGAGGAAUCUGAGAAUGCCAUUUCUUUAAUCGGAAUGGUUCCAGACAAAGGACAAAUAUCUGAUUUUCAUACGGACAACAUAGGGUCAGAGCUGGAAAAUGUGUCUUCAAGUGGAGAGGAUGGAUUUGGUAACACGUUACCAAAAACCGUGUCCACCAGGCGUCGCUGUUCAAAGAGGAGAAAUUACGAUGAACUUCGCACUGGUGUUUUGGACCAUCCCAAAGCAUCCAAUUCAACAAGAGAGCUUUCUAAACAGAAUGAAAUUAGACUUGAGGAAAGUCUAGAGAAGUGUAUGGUAGAAAACAUAAAUUUAGAUAUUUCUCAGUCGAAUGAAACCAAGGCAGAUCCAGAGCUGGUGUUGAGGCGGGUAGACUCAGAAACUGCACAGUUCAACUUAAACAAUAAUUCUGACCUUAAACAACGUGAGUGUAAAAGCAAAGAAAACUCUCAAGUAAGGAAAGUGAACCGUCAGAAGGGAAGACUGGAAUGGCCUAAAAAUACUUCCAGACGAAGACCAGAACAAAGACAAGUUAAAGCGGCUUCCAAAGAAAAGUUGGAUUUCUUGGGGGGCUCCAGUGAUGCUUAUGACUUCCAUUUUGAAGAGUGUGUCCAUGUUACGCCUUUUCGACAGCAUAAGAUGAAUGGCACAGAUACUGGUGUGGAUAACAAAGCAGACUUAUCUGAAGCUAAUACCAUCGAGUCGAGUGAUAUCGAAGAAGAUUCAGAUGAUAGCCUCUAUGAGCCUUACAAGAGUAAAUCGAAAAAAAGGAAAAGUUCAGUGGACAAGAAAGAUGCAUUGCCAGUCCAUGCAAGGCCAAGGUCUAAAAGAUGUUUGGCACAGCGUGAGCAGGAACUGCAUAAUGAAAAAGAGACUGAAGGCAAUCAAUUAAGUGACAAGUCUAUUAGGCAGCCUUCUGAGCCAUCUCGUGGUUAUCUUUGUGAUGUUACCAACACCACUUCAUUGCUCCCCAGCGCUGGGAAUAUAACUACUGUCCCAGAAGGUGAAGGACCACGGUCUUCAAAACGCAAGCGAAGCUGUACUCUUACUGUGAGCUAUAAAGAACCAAGUAUUUCAGGGAAACUCAGGAGAGGAGAUCCAUUUACGGAUACAAAGUUUCUGCAUUCCCCAAUUUUCAAGCAGAAAAAAGAUGCUAAAUGCCAUUCUCUUAAGGAAUCUCUGUCAAAAUACAAUGAGAAAUUUGUUGGUUGUUGUUGA